Diatraea saccharalis (sugarcane borer) is the source of this 895-nucleotide messenger RNA. The record is from the annotation of a GenBank genome assembly. NCBI's taxonomy places the organism in Eukaryota, Metazoa, Arthropoda, Insecta, Lepidoptera, Crambidae.
AUCUUGUCAAACCAGUUGAUGAUAAUGUUACAACAAUUAAUUAGUGUAGUCACCAGCUGAGUGUACAGUGGUAAACACUUGUUAUUAUCAUAAACAUGUGGAAAAAAUGUGUGACAAUUAGUACAAAAACAUUUAUCGGAUCUAAUAAUUUAAGAUUGGUCCGACACCUCCACAAGGCCCCAUCAGAUGAGAGCUACUUGCACCACCCGGGCUCCGAACCUCUCGCCAACAUAACCCUUUCUGAACAACUGGUCCAGGUGGUGAACCGAUACCCCAACCGUAUAGCCUUGAGAUCUGUCUAUGAAGACCUGUCACUAACAUACGAUCAGCUGUUGACUCAAGCUGAUGCUUUGGGAUGUGCUCUAAGGGCGCAUGGCUUGGAGAAGGGUGACCGGCUCGCUGUUUGGUCCCAUAACACCGCAGCUUGGGUUGUCGGGAUGGUAGCAGCCGCACGAGCUGGCCUCAUAGCGGUAUUCAUAAAUCCAGUCUACGAAAAAUCCGAGCUAAGCUACUGCCUGAGAAAAACUGGUGCGAAAAGUGUGUUGAUCAGUGAGAAUCUACCAACAAGAGAUUAUUAUGGGAAACUACGAGAGCUCAUACCAGGUCUUCAGGAUCAGAAGCCUGGACAUAUAUCUUCUGAUUUGUUCCCGGAACUGAUAUCUAUUGUUUCUUCCAGUAAAGAGAAACUGGGGUAAGUGGAUAUAGAACAUCUAAUAAGAUUUACAGACGACUUCAAGCUCUAAUUAAUGUUCUAAAUUUGUAAACCUGUAUCGGUAAUGUCGCUUUAAACUAAUGACAAUUUUAAUGGACGCUUGUGCAACAUAGUGAAUUGAUAUAAAUCUCAUAAAAAAAAUAUUACUUAGUCUAAACAGGAAACGUAGAUAAAGCACACGUA